This is a messenger RNA of Tachysurus vachellii, 1019 nucleotides long. Its product is annotated as epithelial cell adhesion molecule-like. The coding region runs from base 123 to 911 and encodes 262 amino acids. Gene Ontology annotation, cellular component: membrane. NCBI's taxonomy places the organism in Eukaryota, Metazoa, Chordata, Actinopteri, Siluriformes, Bagridae. The record is from RefSeq and is a predicted model, not a curated record. The transcript is spliced from 8 exons.
GCAGAGUAGAACAGGUUUGUUUAGAUUGUUAGGAAUAACUCAGUGUCCAGCAGGUCACAGCAACAAUUGAAUAAACGUGAGCUUUUUGGUGGAGGAAACUCGCUGUGCUCAUUGUUAGUAACAUGAUUUCUGCUGUGGGCAUAAUGCUUUGUUUGAGCUUCAUUUAUGGAUCAUCUUAUGCUUUGAUUCCAAAAUGCUUCCAGAUGAAAGCAGAAGUCUACCACUCUCAGCUGUUCUCAGAGAAUAAUGUAACAGCUCUGACUGAUGAUGAAGGGCUUUAUGAUCCGGAGUGUCAACCCAAUGGACUCUUCAAGGCCAAGCAGUGCAAUAGCAGUGAUGUGUGCUGGUGUGUAGACAGUGCAGGUGUGCGUGAAUCUGACAACGGUGACAGAAACCUUCAGUGUGAGGAGUUAGUUCUGCCAAACUGGGUACGUAUUGAGAUGAAGCACAAGAAGACCGGCAACCCACUGGCGCUUUCCCAGUUGCAGAGGGCUAUUACCACUGCUAUUCAGGAACCAGAUCCAAAUGUGGAUAGUAAAACUGAAGUCAAGUAUAAUGUUGAUGCUCGUCUCAUUACCAUUGAGGUGAGAAAAAAUUCUGAUGAUCAGAAAAAGGAGGAGUCUCUGUUGGCCUACUACAUGGAGAAAGAUGUUGUAGUGCACUCGCUCUUCGGUCCCCUGUUUGAACCAACAGUUGAAGGGGAAAAACUGGAGAUUGAGAGCAUCAUAGUUUAUUAUGUGGAUGAUAAAGAACCCACACAUAGCACGCAAAUGUUCACUAAAGGCCUUCUGAUUGUCGCUGGUGUGUUCAUCUUGGCAGCUUGUCUUGGGAUCCUGUUUCUGCUCUUGAUCAGAAAACAAAAGAGGGGCCAAUAUGCAAAAGCUCAGACCUGUGAAAUGGAGGAGAUUUAGGUGCUAUUCUGGAUUUCAAGAUGAUGGAAAAUGAUGCUGCAACAAAACACCUGAUGAUUAUUAAUACAUAAAUGGUUUAUGAUUUUACAUUUAUGCUCUUGUCACUGC